AUGAAGGACCAUUUUCGGAGUAAAAAGACCUUUUUUGUGGCUCUUGACCGGCUGGAUGAUUCGGAUGAUUCGGAUGAUCAGGAUGAAGAGGAAACCAGCUGGAAGAGUCUCCUAACUUUGUCUGCAAAAGUUGACAAACUUAAUCCAAACAAAGUCGCUCUUUGUUCAGAGCGUAUCCCACUUCCUCGAGCAAGUUCGGACCCUAUAUCUUUGUGUGAUCUUCAAACCAAGAGAAGCGGUCCGGUCGCUGCCCCCAGACCUACUCCCACGCACCUCCCUCGGACGACUGGAACCAUGCCUAACAUCAAGAGCGGAGGGCCUCCUCAAAAGAAAAGAAAGACAAGCCAUGCUAAGAUAAUCCCAGAUGACCAACAGAUCUUCAAGGGAUUAAUAUUCUUCUUCUUCCCGAACAAUGAUGUAUCUCCCUUCCGACGAUUGCGGAUCCAACGAGCACAAGAUUAUGGUGCACGAUGGAGUCGAGAUUGGGCUGCAGAUGUCACCCAUGUGAUUAUGGACAAAGGCUUGCUAUCUAGCGAUCUCCUUAGCCACCUCAAACUCGAAGCUUUGCCAACGAGUGUUGCUCUUGUCAAUGAAUCCUAUCCAUCCGAAUGCAUCCAGUUUCGAUCGGUUCUUGACACCUCGCAGCUCCGCUUUCGUGUCAAUGGAACCCCGACAACCGCAGAGAAGAAGUCUCCAGUGGCAGAACUACCUCCUGAUUCCCUUCCGUUGAAGCCAUCUCGGCGGGAAAAAAACCAGUUUCCAGAACGUUGUUUGUCUCCAGUGGAGGAAUCGACGCCGAAUCUGCCAAAAGACUUCAAAGAAACCGUGCCCGAAAGUGUGUCCCACACCGUGAUCACCGAACCGGUUCAUGAAACAACCGAAGAGGCGUGUAAAAGAGCAAGCUGGGAGCGAGAUGCACUGGAUGAUAUAAUAGAUGAGGCCAAGGCCACAAGCCAUCUGCCUCUGGAUCCACUUGAAUUUCCCAUUGACGAAUCUGCUGCUGACAGCUCCGAUAUUGAAACCUCGAGCUCAGGGGAGGAGUCAAGUCGGAAGACACGAAAAACAUCCACUGAAGAAGCCAAAGGCAAAGACAAAUCUGACUGGACCAAAGGUUUCGCCUGUAUGCAGAAGUUCGAUCCGGACAUGAAACUUGCCAAUCCGAACACCCGAACCAUCGAGAUACUUCAGCAGAUGCUGGAAUAUUAUACCCAAACUGCAGACCAGUGGCGGGUUCUGGCUUAUCGCAAAGCCAUCACCGCUUUGCGAAAGCAACCAAACAAGAUUACCACACGAGCGCAGGCUCGGGCAAUCCCUGGUGUCGGAGAGCGGUUGGCUGACAAGAUUGAAGAAAUCGUCUUGACUAACCGCCUUCGUCGUCUCGAAAAUACCAACAACGCCCCAGAAGACUUGAUAAUUCAACAAUUCCUCGGCGUUUAUGGCGCUGGUCUUCUCCAGGCCUCCAAAUGGGUCGCGCAGGGCUACAUAUCUCUGAAGGAUUUAUUGGAAAGGGCUCCAUUGACCAAGCAGCAGCGUAUUGGGGUGGAACGUCAUAGCGACUUCGCGCAGCGAAUUCCCCGCAAGGAGGUCGAAGCCCACGGGGCGAUUGUGCGAAAGGCGGUGGAGGCUGUGGAUAGGGAUAUGCAGGUGAUAAUCGCGGGCUCUUACCGCCGCGGGGCACUCACCUGCGGGGACGUGGACUGUCUGAUCACCAAACCUGGUGCCUCGCUGGAGCAAAUCCGCACCAUGGUGCUCGGUCUUGUUGUCCCCAAAUUGUUCAGCAGUGGCUUUCUGAAGGCCAGCCUUGCCAUCUCGUCGAACCGUGAUGGAUCGAAGUGGCACGGUGCAUCAGCCCUACCUGGGACCACCCUGUGGCGUCGGAUAGAUUUACUGUUCGUUCCUGAUGCGGAGAUUGGGGCGGCGUUGAUAUAUUUUACGGGGAAUGAUAUAUUCAACCGGAGUAUGAGAUUGUUGGCACGCAAGAAACGCAUGUGCUUGAAUCAGAAGGGUCUUUACACGGAUGUGCUUCGGAGCCAGCAAGUGAAACUGAAUGGGGGCCGGUUGAUUGAGAGCCGGGAUGAACGCCGGAUCUUUUCUGUGUUGGGUGUGCCCUGGCGGCCUCCCGAGCACCGGAUCUGUUGA
Molecule: messenger RNA, 2139 nt
Organism: Penicillium robsamsonii
Lineage: Eukaryota; Fungi; Ascomycota; Eurotiomycetes; Eurotiales; Aspergillaceae
Product: DNA-directed DNA polymerase IV
Exons: 4
Coding region: 1-2139 (712 amino acids)
Biological process (GO): double-strand break repair via nonhomologous end joining
Cellular component (GO): nucleus
Molecular function (GO): DNA-directed DNA polymerase activity; DNA binding
Source: RefSeq, a predicted model, not a curated record